Fusarium redolens is the source of this 1380-nucleotide messenger RNA. RefSeq lists its product as uncharacterized. The coding region runs from base 1 to 1380 and encodes 459 amino acids. The transcript is spliced from 3 exons. Lineage: Eukaryota; Fungi; Ascomycota; Sordariomycetes; Hypocreales; Nectriaceae. The record is from RefSeq and is a predicted model, not a curated record.
AUGUGUUAUGAAGCGCCACCUGUGCCGGCGCCGUAUAAUCAGCACGCCAAACGCACGAAUGAGCUAUUCACCGUCUUUUACGAAGAAAUCGGAAAAUGGCCCUGGGAGGUCAUUUCGUUCGGGCCAAGAACAUGGGGUCAGAAUUUAGUCCAGGAUUUCAUGAGGCUUCUGAGCGUCGACCUUCCUAACACCGAAGGUGUGAGACUCGAGGAACUCAUCGACUGGUUGCACGACAACUCUGCGGAACAUCCGAUGCCGCGAUAUAAAUAUCAGCUGAGCAAGAUGCUCCUUGCGAAAGCAACCAAGUGGCUGGCUGAUAAGCGUGAGCUGUCUGGCGCUCAACAACAUGACUCCGAUUCCGGAUCCGACUCUGACGAGUCUAUCCCCAAUGAACCUCAAAAUGUAACCCGAAACAAAGCUCGAGCUCAAGCCCUUCGUACCGGCGCUAGAACUGCGCCGACCCGAACUGCACGCAAGCGACCAAUCGAUUACAAUGAACGUCGCUACUUCACCAAACUUCAUAAUCUCGACGAUCCGGAAGAUGAUGCUGCAGAUGAGGGGGGAGACCAGCAGGCCGAAGAAGAGUCACAGGAAGAGGUUGAACUUGAGCCAGCCGACCCUCCAGCCAAGCGAAGACUUAUGGUCUUUUUCAACUUCUCGCCCGAGCACACCCAGGAGCUGUCCAAACUCAUGGGAGACCGCAUCACGGUAGCGUCCCGACACUCGAUUCCACAGCGAAAUGUCCCUGGAAGCGCAGGGGAAGCACACCUUCUCGAUACACCUUCACUGAAUGAACUGAAUGAGGUUCAACGGGCCUAUGCCGACCACUUGAAGCGCGAAAUCGCCAAAAUCGAGGAGGACGUCAACCGGACCGAAGCAAACAUCAGUAACUCAACCCGACGCCACCUAGGUUAUCAAGAGAUCGUGCGGUUCAGCGCCGAAGCUCUCGAAGAAGCGACCAAAGAAGCCACCGAGGCUUCCCAAGCGGUACGGAUAGCUAGAGCGCGCUGCGCAGCGGAUGUCCAAGCCGUGGAAGAAUUACGACGUAUUAGCAGCGACAACCCUAGUAUCCUCGCGCCUGAGAUGCUUCAGAACAUCGAGGAAAAUACCGUCGCCCAGAAACAGAAGAGAGAGACCGAGCUCACCCUGCGAAAGAAGGAGAAACGUCUGAAUGACCUCAAGAACAAGAUCGAAAUGGCAAAAGUCAACGCGGAUCCACUCCAGAGCAAGAUCAACGAGCUGUCUGACGUCCGCCGUGCAAAGGAAAAUUCCCGACGAAGUCUCGUUAUUUUGCAUCGUCUUGUUGCCAUGGGAGAAAAGGAAAUGGAGGAGGUUUUGGGGGAGAAGGGUAUUGAGGAAUGGAUGAAGGAGCAAGUUUAA